UCAAACUUCAAAGGUGUAAGUUGUGUGGUGUGAAGUCUAGUAACUUAUUAUUGUAAGUUUUAUACUGGUAUGAUUAAGUUAGUUAGUAUAAUUUAAAUACACACAAGAUGGAAGAAGACGAUCCUGUUGUACAAGAGAUACCAGUCUUUCUAUCACAAGCUUUAUCGGAGCACCUGUAUAUAUACCAGUAUCCCGUGAGACCAGCCAAUAGGGACUGGAGAGAUGUCAAAGUUACUAAUGCUUCAGUUAAACCCAAAAACCAACUUGUUAGAAUGGAGAUCGGACUGAACACAUACAGUGAUAAAUAUUGUGCUUCUAAAGGUGAACAAAUUGCUCUCAAUACUGAUGGAUCUCAGGAAUCAAGAUAUAUUAAAGACAAAGAACGGGAAAGGUCACAAUACUUUAGGAACGGCAUUAUGGAUAAGAUAGUCUAUGAGAGCAGUAAACCUUGUACUGAAACUCAGCACUAUGCUGUUGCUUUAUUACAAGACAAGGAAUUACACUGUACACCUAUUAAAGGUAUAUUACAACUAAGGCCAUCCUAUUCUUAUUACGAUAAACAAGAUAAGAGAAAAGUUGACAAGAGUAAGGAUGAAAACUCUGAUGAUGAGGAAAAGGAACCUGAACCACAACAGGUAACAGUGAAAUUUGCGAGAGUAGAAACAGAUGUGGCAAAAAAAGCACGAGAAAAGUCUUAUGAGUCCAUCUCUCAGCGUAUAGCAGAUGAGCCCUGGUAUGACGCCAUGUGGAAGCAUUCUGAUACAGACCAUGCUGAUCUAGAGCGUAUGAAGCUAUUCAGUGCAACAGUGCAAGAUGGGUCCUCUCUAACUCUUGGUCCAGCGGAGUACAUAAGCACAUUGGUUCCUCAGCAUAAUGACGAAGCAGAAAUGGCUCCACCGAAAAAAUUGACAUUGCAGGAUCAAAUAAAAGAAAUACUGAUCAAUGCAAAACUGAUGACUUUCAACGAGCUGCUGAAACUCGCCCGCUCGGAGGACGGGCAAGUGAGCGAGGCGGCGCUGCUGACGGCGCUGGGCGGCGCGGCGUGCUGCGUGCGCGGCGUGUGGGCGCCGCGCUCGCAGGAGCUCUACGUGCGCGCCGCGCCCGCGCCGCCGCGCCUCAUGUGCGCCGCGCGCGACCACGUCCUUUACCUCUUCACCCAGCACGCAUAUGUGGAUCGACGUAAAAUAACAGCAGCGGUUCGUUUGCCUCCACAAGAAGUUUUAGAAAUAUUACGUUCGGUUGCCAAGUAUAACCCAAGGACCGGGUGGGAACUUCUGCUGCCCCCGGACACAGCUUUCGAAGCAAAAUAUCCAGACGUUGUCCAAAGGCAGAACUUAUAUUGGGAAGCGCGUCAACGCCAGUUCAACGAAAUGCUGAUUGGUGAAAAUGUGCCCAAACGUCAGAGGAAGAAGUCUCAGAGGGAUUCAGUGAGUUCGGACACGAUGAUGAGUCCUAAACCGCGUAAUAAUAGUGUUAGUGAAGAAGACAGUGAUCGGAAACGACAUAAAAACAAAUCGGCUACCGGAAGUGGUAAACGGACUAGAAAUAUUAGCUCCAGUAGUGGUCACGAUGCAACGUGAGUGAUCAUUUUAGUUAGGUUAUCAAAUUAUCUCUACAAUCUUGUAUCUUCCUAUUGCUUUUACUGCCAUAUGAACUGAAUUUUAGAUGUACGUUCCGGAACAGUGGUUUAAAUUUUAUAUCAUAGCAUUACUUUUUUUAAUUCUUUCAUGAAUAGCAUAUUUAUAGAUUGGUAUGUGUUAGAAAUUAUUGUUCGGGCUCAUUGGGACUAAGUGAAGUAAUCUUAAAUAAUUCCAUGCUAUGCAGCACCCUUAGGUUAAGGGUGCAUAUUUGAAAUUGAACAUGUAUCAUAGUUUCUUAAAUUUCGUGAAAGUGAGAGUCAUAUACUUUGACAUAGUUGUUAACAGCCCACUUUUUUGAGGCAUCUGAACAUAUCGGUAAAUUCCGAUAUGCUCAAUGUUUUCGGGUCUUUGACGCACAAAGAUAAAAAUAUCAUUAUGUACAAUUAGAAAUCUAUCUAAUCUGCUUUUAAAGUUUCUUUCUGAAAAAAAUCUGAACCACAUUAUUUUUAUAAAUAUUACCUAAAUAAAUUAAAAUCUGGUUGAUUAAGUUACCAAUUUAAUCUCUAACACAAUCGGCUUAGCUCAAGUGUAGGGUUGUAUAGAUCUAUUCAGUAACGAAUGCGCGCCCCUUGUUAAACUACUAACAUUUGAAAACAAAGGUAAUUUUAAUAUCUAAUUUGUAUUAUUUUAUGUGCUGGUUUUACUCAUAUAUUAUUCGUCUUACGCACACUAAGACAUUAUGUAAGCGCGAUCGUCAUCCAUACUGAUGCUCAUAGUUUAUCGAGGAGGGUGGGGGGUCAACUGCGUGAAUGAACAGAUCUAUAAUCUAUGUACAUUUUGAGACAUUUCACUGUCACUUCUACCAUAAAGCUAAACCACUGUUAACGGAAUGAUCAUUUUAGUUUUAUCAAUUAGAAUAAACUUUUUUAUUAAAACAAAAUCCUCAUCAGAAUAAGACUUUAAAUUAUAACUUUCAUAAAUGAAAUUUCCGAGUUAUCAUAAAUUUACGAUAAAGUUCCUUUAAAUUUAUAUGCAGUUAUUAAAUGCGAGAAUAUGGUAAAAAUUCAUUGUUUGUUCUCAUGUUAACAUGUGUUUUUAAUCAAACAUUUCCAAGGAUUUUUCUGAUUUGUAAUAAAAAAACAUUUAUAGCAUAAUUAUGAAAAGUUUUGCCUGCCUAAAGGUAGGAAUUAUUAUUGUAUUAUUAAUAAAUUAUAUAAA
Messenger RNA from Vanessa atalanta (red admiral), 2798 nucleotides. RefSeq names its product DNA-directed RNA polymerase III subunit RPC5 (gene Polr3E). Bases 108 to 1580 code for a protein of 490 amino acids. Gene Ontology annotation, biological process: DNA-templated transcription. Lineage: Eukaryota; Metazoa; Arthropoda; Insecta; Lepidoptera; Nymphalidae. Gene Ontology annotation, cellular component: RNA polymerase III complex; nucleus. The transcript is spliced from 8 exons. The record is from RefSeq and is a predicted model, not a curated record.